AUGAUGCAGCAAAGAGAUUUCUAUGGGAAUGAUUAUAUAUACAAACAUAUCAAAUAAGUGAGUUUACAGGAGUUUACGGAUUAAUUAUUCAAUCCCACAAGGCAUUAAAAAUAAAUGGUUUUAUUUACACAGAAUGAGCAAAAAGAAUAACAGGAAUUGUAUAAAUAUUAUGUCUAUUUGGGAGGAGGUGUAUUUGCAGCAUCUGCUUUAUCAGUUAUUCUCUAUAAAAAGAUUCCCUUUCUUAAUAGAAUCGAGAAAAGAUGGGCAAGAUUAUUAACAAAAGCAUUAUUACUGUUUGGGCCACUCCAAGUAAUUUUGAUCUCCAUAUCAUAUAGGUGCAAUCUAUUUUUGGUCAAAGAGCAUAAUAUGAAUUACUAGAUAGAUAGUUUAUAUAAUAUCAUAGACAAUUAUAAGAUUAUAUGUUCUCUGGAGACAUAAGAAAACUUAAACAAGAUAUCCAAAUAAGUCCUGUAUGA
Messenger RNA from Paramecium octaurelia, 476 nucleotides. The record is from the annotation of a GenBank genome assembly. NCBI's taxonomy places the organism in Eukaryota, Ciliophora, Oligohymenophorea, Peniculida, Parameciidae.